AUUGUAAAACUUCACACAGACGAUGCGCGUAUCGCCGCAGCAUAAGUUUUCGGUUGCACGGCGGCGGCGGCAGCAGCAGCAACAGCAGCAGUCGCUCUGGGUUAGUUUUUCCUCUGUCUCUGUCUGUGUUUUUUCCCGUCACGCAGGCACUUGUGCGGUCUCCAUUCUGAUUCCACCCCAGACAGUGCUAGUGGGUUGAGUGUUUGGUUACGGCGUUGUCUGGUGGCGAUAUUUGCGACUGUUGUGAGAAGACAUUUAUUCCACUACCUAGCACCAACCAUCGCCGACGAAAACACCCGGAACGGAAAGCAAUCACAAACAAUACCGAAAAUCGCUGUGGCUGACGACAUAUUUGUGUGCAGUUGGGACGCCUGUGACGCCAUCCGGACAAAUGUGGUAACAUUCGAUUGCCGUUUUUUCCACAGUACCCAGGAAUAGUGUAUCACUAGACGGAUUGCUGCGAUUGUGUGCGUGUGUGUGUUUGUUCAGUUUAUUUUGGAUGUGCGUUACGCGUCACAAUCGCGUUCCCUUUGGUUGCCAUUGGUUUUCCCACACGACACAACUUGCUGAAGAGAAAACACAUUCCCCGUGUACACCACCCUGUGUCGCCGCAUUCGGGGGUGGUUGGUGAUUUUUUGCCUUUGCCUUUCCGUUGUUCAACGACGCACUCGCGAGACGGAGGUGAAACAUUGUGAACAGAGUGAAAAAUCAUUCCUACCGAGGGGGAACCCGUAACUGGUGCUAGCUCUCCCCCUAGUGUGUGUUACUACCGGACACCACCCCCUUAGCUGUACGAGACGCCAUUACGGUGCGGUGCUACCUACUAACCGCUCUGUAUCUGCUUGAGUGUGUAUGUGUGUGUGCGUGUAUAUGUAGUAGUGUGCGUUUGUGGAGCUAUUGUUGUAGAGCAGCGAUUACGGAGGAGCGGCCAGAGCCGCCUGUCCCAGGCCGGAACGAGCUGCGAUUGAAACGAUCCGCUCGUGAUGAACUUCUCGGCAUUCGGUGGACCUUUUUCGGGCAUCCAUCAGUUUGCGGCCAAAUUUGGCAGCAAUGAUGGAGCGUUCACCAGCACCAACAGUCCCGGAAGUAAUGGGUCGGCGGGACUGGGUGCAGCAGCCGCCGGCAACGGUGUGGGUGGCGUGGCGACGUCGGCCGGUGGCAAUAUGCAGCAACAGCAGCAGCAGCAGCAGCAGCAAGACCUGAACCGGUACCACGGUGCCACCAAUGGAAACCAUUUCAAUCAGAAUGCUACCUCAAUGGUCAAUACACCGAUGUCUUAUGGUCAAAACAUGUCACAUCCUUACGGUGGAGGAGCCAAUCAGCAAACUAGCAACGAUCACACCUUCGGCAAUGGAAAUGCGUCGAUGGGCAACGAUCACCAGUCAAAAGUGAGCAAAGGCGGUAACACACUCAAGGUAGAUCGGGACGACAUGAUCAAUCAGCAAAUUCUGCAGAACGUUAACCAGUCCUGGCAAACGCUGACCAACCCAUCGAACACGGUCGACUACUCGUCGCACCUGCUGUCGGCCACUCUGCCCAUCUCCAUCCAGCACUUGCUAAAGUACUCCGACGCGAUCAAGAAGGAACCGAACAGUGGAUCCGUCGCCGGGUCGGGCAUCAACUCGCCCGGCCCGCUCGGUGGUCUGAUUGGCGUGGAAACGAACGCAUUCAACGUGCAGAAAGACUUGCUGAGCCUGAAGAAUGGUUCCAAUCUGAACCUGGCCCUCGGCAAUGUGGCCGUCAGUGCGGCCGCUGCAAGCCUAGGCCUGAACCACCAACACUUGAUGCAGCAUCACCAGCAGCAGCAGCAGCAGCACGCGGCCAAUGCUAACCACCACACAGAUAACGGGUUCGGCAACCAGCAGUCACUGGCGAACAGCAUGGCAAACGGGGGUGGCCAAAAUGUGGUUAGUUCCGAUGCGCACAAUUCGAGCAGCAGUACCGUGAACGGUGGACCGGCGGCCAAUGGGGAGGAAGCGAACGGCGGGUCCGGCACGGGCAAUGGUACGGGAAAGACCAAAACGAAAAAGCAGAAGAAACGCAAACCACCGAAGGAGAAGAAACCGCGCCCGAAACCGGGUCAGAUACGGGAAACGAAGGCCCUGGAUGGGUCGCCCCUGUUCUGCUGCCCCGAGUGCCAGAUGGCGUACCCGGAGCGGGGCUUGAUCGAGCAGCACGUCAUUUCGCAUGCCGUCGAGCGGCGCUUCGUGUGCGAUAUCUGUAAUGCCGCGCUGAAGCGGAAGGACCAUCUCACACGCCACAAACUGUCGCACAUUCCCGAUCGUCCGCAUAUUUGCAGCAUUUGUCUCAAAUCCUUUAAGCGUAAGGAGCAGUUGACGCUCCACGUCGUUAUACAUACGGGGGAAAAGAAACACAUUUGUGGCGAGUGCGGUAAAGGAUUCUAUCGAAAAGAUCAUCUCCGCAAGCACACCCGCUCGCACAUAGCACGGCGCGUCAAGUCGGAAAUGUCUGCCUCGAAUGGAACUGGCGGUGGCAGCGGAGGUGGAUCGGGAAAUGGCAAUGCAGCGCAAAACAACAGUACGCUGGCAGGAUCCCUGAUGGCCACCAACAUGCAGGGCGCACCGGCGUCUACCGAGUAAAUAGGUUUUACAAUUUGGUCCUGGUGUGAAGCGAAUACUUCCCAGUCGAGGCUAGUUGCACGAACGAGGAUGAGACUCUGAGAAGGCGGAGAAGAAAAACAAUCCCAAAUCGAUUCACCGAACCGGUGGCGUUCCUCGGUAAGAAUUAUUCAAUACUUCUAGUCACGGGUGUGAUUAAAAACAAACAUGUUUUAUUUUAUGUUUUUGCUUUUAAAAAUUACUUGCGCUUUGCGUAAAGAGAGGGCAAUAUGCAAGCGAUAAAGCCGCAAUAAAAAAUGAAGAUAUAAAUCAAAAUAUUUUUUUUUAACCAAUAGAACAUAAUACACGCGGUUCUGUGUACUAUGCAUUUACCAAUAUCAACCUGCCUCGGGAGGCAGAUGCGAGGGGCAAAGAACAUGUAAAGAUUUUAAACUAAACACUAAACACUAUCUUCUAUUCGAUAAAAGAGAAAAUAUAUCUUAACAACAAAUGCGCAAACACAACUUGUAUCAAACAUAAAAUGAAAAGGCCACACAAUACCGGGCCUUUUUCGAUGUUAACAUAAGAAGAAACACUACCGUUCGAUCGUUCCGCAAUAACCCAUUCUUCUUUUGCGUUCCGAGUGCACAAUCAAUCAGCCAGUGUGGCAUGUAGCAUGUGCUGGAAAUAUCAAUAAACGAAAAGGAACAACCACAGAGACAAAGAUGAAUGCAAGUAAAAGCAAAAAAAAACAAAUAAAAACAUGUGUAAAUCACGUAAGACAGAAAAAGAAAGUAAAGAAGGAAUGAUAUUUUGAACGUUUUACUAAUUUAUGAACUACUAUAUUGUACCCGGUACUUCGUACUUGUAUGGAAUGUGAAGCAAAAGUUAAGAUCAACAAACACAAACAAAACCAAACGGGCGGAAGGACGAAAGAAAACUAACGUAAAAUACAUUUGUGCUUUUCUUAUAA
Molecule: messenger RNA, 3531 nt
Organism: Anopheles arabiensis
Lineage: Eukaryota; Metazoa; Arthropoda; Insecta; Diptera; Culicidae
Gene: l(3)neo38
Product: zinc finger and SCAN domain-containing protein 25
Exons: 5
Coding region: 984-2600 (538 amino acids)
Biological process (GO): regulation of transcription by RNA polymerase II
Cellular component (GO): nucleus
Molecular function (GO): RNA polymerase II cis-regulatory region sequence-specific DNA binding; DNA-binding transcription factor activity, RNA polymerase II-specific
Source: RefSeq, a predicted model, not a curated record